Actinia tenebrosa (Australian red waratah sea anemone) is the source of this 1633-nucleotide messenger RNA. RefSeq names its product lipid droplet-associated hydrolase. The record is from RefSeq and is a predicted model, not a curated record. Gene Ontology annotation, biological process: lipid storage. NCBI's taxonomy places the organism in Eukaryota, Metazoa, Cnidaria, Anthozoa, Actiniaria, Actiniidae. Gene Ontology annotation, molecular function: lipase activity. Gene Ontology annotation, cellular component: lipid droplet.
AUCUAGUUAUCAACACGGCCAGCACUAGCAAGAUACCUUUUUUCAAUCUCGUUGGAUUUCUCCAUGAGUACCAAACCAGAGGGUGGCGUAGUACGCCAUGAAAUAGCGCUCAUCAAUGGAGUUCACACUAAAAUAUCUUACGCUGUCCCUCACGAGGACAACGAACGAGUUUGUAUCGUCGUAAUCCCCGGUAACCCUGGAAGCAUCGAGUUCUACGACAUCUUCAUCGAGUCUCUCUUCAAAGAAAGCGGUGGAAAAAUCCCUGUUUAUGGAGUCGGACAUGCAGGUCAUUGUCAGCUCGAAGAGGCAGGAUAUUUCACAUGCGGUAAAAGAAAAUCCCCUGAACAAGAGAAUUCUCCAGACAUUUUGCAUCUUGAAGACCAGAUUGCCCACAAACUUUCCUUCAUCGCAUAUCACAUACCCAAGGAGUGUAAAGUCAUAUUGAUUGGUCAUUCAGCAGGCGCGUACAUUACUCUACAGAUGAUGAAACGCUACCACGACAAAGAUAAGUUCCUCAAGGGCAUUCUUCUUUUCCCCGCUAUUGAACACAUCAUGGAAUCUCCGAGCGGUCGGUUGUGGUGGGUGGUUUGUUUCUACUUGCAAUGGCCGUUUCUUUUCAUGACUUUUUUCUUUUCUUUGAUGCCUGCUGUGUUCAAAAAGUGGUCGAUUGGUUGGUGGAUGCAUUUGAACAAGCAAUCAUCUCACGAGAGUACAGUAAAUGCUACCCAUGCUUUUCUUAACUACCGCGCGAUGGAAAACAUGUUAAGAAUUGGCCGAGACCUCGGUACUAUCAAGGACAUUGACAUGCAAAGUGUCAGUGAUAAUAUCGAUAAACUUAUUUUUUACUACGGGGCUCGUGACCCUUGGGUACCCCGGUCGUGCUACGAGAAGAUGAAGAAGUUGUUCCCGGAUGGUGACAUCAACAUUUGCAACGACGAUAUCCAACAUGCUUUUGUAUUGAACGGUUCGGAGCAGAUUGCAAAGAAGGUGUGGGAAUGGUUAGACAAGGAAUUUACUGUAGUCUGAACUUUGACAAGCAACCUGCAAGAAUAGGAAAACGUUUCUUAUCUGUAUGAAAUUUUCGAGUGGUCAUCAUUUCCAUAGAAAACAACUACAACGUCUAAUGGUCCCAUUCAGACUGAUAUGGCGUGAGAAUGGCUAGAGAAGGAAUAUACUGUCGUUUGAGCUUUGCCGGGCAGAUAACGUGCAAGAGGGAAGAUGUUUAAUUUCUUAUCUGCAUGAAAUAUUCGAGUAGUCAUCAAAGCAACUACGCUGUCUCAUGGUCCUCGCCAUUCAGACUGAUAAAAAGAAAUGAUAUCAUUUUAGGAUAUCUAUACUUUAGUCGUGGCGUAACUGCUUUUCAUAGGUAGUACUGAAAGUCGAGUCCUCUCCGUUAUACUUACUACAGCCGAAAAAAUCUCGGGUCAAUUAUCCGUGAACUGAUAAAAUGAAACUAUUGUAGCUUUUAUUCCAUUGAGUAUUAUCUUUUUCUUUAUCAGCGACAAAUGGAACUCCGAAGAAAUAUAUUCGCCAGCAAAAAAUGGAAUGUGAAAAUGUUACACUGCAAAAACAAUUGAGGAGUUUGUCAAAACAGGAUUAACAGCAUUGAAAUUAUUUGUAAAUGUAACCAAAA